This is a messenger RNA of Cyphellophora attinorum, 465 nucleotides long. RefSeq lists its product as uncharacterized. The coding region runs from base 1 to 465 and encodes 154 amino acids. The transcript has a single exon. The record is from RefSeq and is a predicted model, not a curated record. NCBI's taxonomy places the organism in Eukaryota, Fungi, Ascomycota, Eurotiomycetes, Chaetothyriales, Cyphellophoraceae.
AUGCCUCCCAAGAAAUCCAAGAAGGGUAGCCUCAAGCUGCAAGACAUGAGCGCAGCUUCGUCGUCCGCGCCGACUCAAGCUGUGGCAUCCCCUGCCACAGCGAGUCCAUCACCAAUCUCACCCAUCAGCUCCCGUCCGGAUGGUCGGUCGCCAGUCCGCUCGUUCACCUUCGACAGCGUCCUCCACAGAUCGAGCACCAAAACUCCCUCACUCGAGCAGGCCGAUCCAGAUGCUGGCAAUGUGUUGCGACAAACCAAGACCGCGCCAGUCAUCAGCAAACGACACAAGUCUGAUGGUGCAGUGAUCGCACCAAGUACAACACCAACCGAUGCUUUCUUCCAGAAGAGAAGGAAAGAGACAGGAAGCCUUGACCACUACGGUCGACAUGCCAACGACUGGCUUUUUGGUGGACUGGGAAUAAGAGAGACUGCCAAAUCUAUCAUAUCGCGACAGAAUAGUCGAUGA